Messenger RNA from Syngnathoides biaculeatus (alligator pipefish), 4322 nucleotides. RefSeq names its product mitogen-activated protein kinase kinase 5 (gene map2k5). The transcript is spliced from 20 exons. Bases 318 to 1616 code for a protein of 432 amino acids. Gene Ontology annotation, molecular function: ATP binding; protein kinase activity; protein binding. The record is from RefSeq and is a predicted model, not a curated record. Gene Ontology annotation, biological process: protein phosphorylation. NCBI's taxonomy places the organism in Eukaryota, Metazoa, Chordata, Actinopteri, Syngnathiformes, Syngnathidae.
AACUGAGUGGAUGUCAGCUCUCUGCUGCUGCUACGACACUUGUGAUUUCCUUUCAUUUCCAGCCAUGGCUAAACACCCUUAAACUUACACGGAAAAACUUUACCAGCACACUUUUCAGGGUUCGCUUUGCUUGAUAAACAAUUAUGACGUGAUUUUGACUACCACACACUGACUGUUAACGCCCUGGAAGUGUGCGCGUGACUUAAUACAAAUAUGUCGACUGAGUAGGAUGCUAGCAUGUGUUAGCCUACCACAACAGGAAAGUAGCUAGUUAGUUUUGACAGGUGUUAUGAAGCUCGUUUUUCGUCUUUCUACUCAUGCUCUACUUUAGUAGCAUAUUCGUAAUGGACUCCGCGGGAAUUGUCAUACGAAUAAAAACUCCGUUAGGGGAUAUGGAUUCUUCCGUCGACUGUCCAUCACUGCUAAACUUCAGUGACUUGCUGGUCGCUAUCAGGGAUGUUAUGCCUGAAGCCACCGUCACUGCAUUUGAAUAUGAAGAUGAGGUUGGUGACAGAAUCACUGUGAGAAGUGACGAAGAGCUCAAAGCCAUGCUGUCAUAUUAUUGCAGCACAAUGAAUGAACAACGCAUGAAUGGACAACUUCCAGAGCCUCUUCAGAUAUUUCCACGAGCUGGCAAGACUCCAGGGAUCCGGAACAUACAUGGCCUGAAGGUAAAUACGAGACCUAACCCAGCCAUUGACUCACCUGGUGUCAAUGACACCAUGGCCAACAACAGCUUAAAGAAAUCAUCCGCUGAGUUGAAGAGGAUCUUGACAACAGGACAGAUAAAUUCUCAAGAUAUCCAAUACCAAGAGCAACUUGGACAAGGAAAUGGAGGCACAGUUUACAAAGCAUAUCAUCUACUCGGCAAGCGUGUUUUAGCUGUCAAGGUUAUUCCUCUUGACAUCACUGUGGAGCUACAGAAGCAGAUAAUGUCGGAAUUAGAAAUUCUUUACAAGUGUGACUCACCGUACAUCAUCACUUUCUUCAGUGCUUUUUUUGUGGAAAACAGGAUAUCCAUAUGCACAGAAUUCAUGGAUGGUGGUUCACUUGACGUGUACAAAAGGAUUCCAGAGCAUGUCCUGGGAAGAAUUGCUGUGGCAGUAGUAAAAGGCCUAACAUACCUGUGGAGCUUAAAAAUACUUCACAGAGAUGUCAAGCCGUCCAAUAUGCUGGUAAACACCCGAGGACAAGUCAAGCUAUGCGACUUUGGUGUCAGCACUCAGUUGGUAAAUUCAAUUGCCAAAACAUAUGUGGGAACAAAUGCAUAUAUGGCGCCAGAACGAAUAUCAGGGGAACAGUAUGGUAUCCAUGCAGAUGUCUGGAGUGUUGGAAUCUCUUUCAUGGAGUUGGCUCUCGGAAUGUUUCCCUAUCCACAGGAUCCUCCAGUUCUUCCAGCAGAGCAGUUCAGUGAGACCUUUGUUCACUUCAUCACUCAGUGUAUGAAAAGACAACCAAAAGAGAGACCUGCCCCCAAUAACCUAAUGGAUCAUUCCUUCAUCGUGCAAUACAAUGAUGGAAAUGCAGAGGUGGUGUCCAUGUGGGUUUGUCGCUGUUUGGAAGCGAGGCGAACACAGCAGGCUCAAGGUCGUAACUUGCGGCUUGAUGGACCAUGAUACUUUGAGCCAAGUCCUGGAUUCAGAGCCAUUUAAUGUAUAUUCAUGCAGUGCCGUGAAAAGUAUUCGCCACCUUCUUGUUUUGUUUGUUUUUUUUUUAUUUUUUUUUGCAUAUCUGUCACAUACAUGGAUUUUAAAUCAUUAAACCAAUUUUAAUUUCACUGAGACAACCCAAGGAAAUACAUAAUGCUGUUUUCUAAUGAUAAUUCAAUUUAUUAGGGGACAAAAAAAAUCCCAUCCUUUCUGCCUCUCUGUGAAAAUGUAAUUGUCCCCUGAACCAAAUAACGGGUUAUGUCACCCUUGGUAGCAAUAACUGAAGUUGCUGUGGCGUCUUUCACAUCGCUCUGGAGGAAUUUUGUCCCACUCUUCUUUGCAGAUUUGUUUCAACUUCGCCAUAUUGGUGGGUUUAAGAGCAUGAACUGCACAUUUAAGUUUACACCACAACAUCUUAAUUUGAUUUACAUCCAAACUUUAACUUGGCCACUCAAAAAGCUUAUCUGAUGUUUAAAUUGGUUUGAUGAAUUGAAACCUUUUUUUGUGAUAGAUGUGCAAAAAAAAAAAAAACAGAAAUCAAGAUGCGGGCGAAUAUUUUUUCACGGUACUAUACAGUGGGUUUGGAAAGUAUUCAGACACCCUUAGGUUUUUCUGUUGUAUUGCAGGCAUUUGGGGGGCAUGGUGGAGCAACUGCUUAGAUUGUUGGCCUCACAGUUCGGAGGACAUUGGUUCAAAUCCCAGCCCCGCCUCUGUGGAGUUUGCAUGUUUUCCCCGUGCCUGUGUGAGUUUUCUCCGGGCACUCCAGUCUCUUCCCACAUCCCAGAAACUUGAAUUAAUUAGAGACUCUAAAUUGUCCCUCAGUGUGAUUGUGAGUGCGACUUUUGUUUGUCUCUAUGUACCCUCUGAUUGGAUGGCAACCAGUUCAGGGUUUACCCCGCCUCCUGCCCAUUGACAGCUGGGAAUUGCUCCAGCGCUCCCGCGAUCCUCGUGGAGAAUAAGAGUCUCAGAAAAUGGAUAGAUUGUAGGCAUUUCCUAAAAUAUUUUCAUUUUUCCCUCAAUAAUGUAUUAUUGUACUCCUAAUCAAAUCCAAUCAGCAUAACCAAGUACAGUCGGACUCCAAUAAAGGUAUUGAACCCUCUUAAGGAUGAUCAGAAGAAAUGGACAACACCUGAGUUUAAUAUAUGUCACAGCAAAGUGUCUGAAACCUUAUGGCUGUGUGGUAUUUCAGUUUUUGUUGUUUAAUCCAUCCAUCCAUUUCCCGAUCUGCUUACCCUCACAAGUGUCGUGGGAGUGCUGGAGCCUAUCCCAGCUAUCUUUGGCCAGGAACUUUAAUUGGUUGCCAGCCAAUUGUAGGGUACAUGGAGACAAAAGAGUUGCACUCACAAUCCCACAAAGGGGCAGUUUAAAAAUUUAAAGGUUUCUGAAUACUUUCCCGACCAACUUCAUGUAUUAAGUAAGUCAGUAAGAUUGUAAGUAAGUAAGGUUGCCAAACACUAAAUGUUCGGGGCGUAGUGCAUCACUUUUGUUCUUUGAACUCAUUCCUUUGUUUUGCAUUCAAUAUUAAGAAGCUGGUUAUCCUCUGCAGUUCAACCGGAUGAGCGAUGAUAGAGGUGAUCAGUUACCAGAAUGUCCUCACCCUUUAACAUCACAAUAUGCUGAGAGUGAUGUUGGUUAUAGCACCCUGCAAGUGAAUGUUAAGGUGUUUUUGCCUUUGUCCAAUUCCCAUGUGUUUAUCUUCUCAGUAGUAUCAUUAAUCCCUUCUGCAACCAUAGCUUGUCUCCAAAGUGACAAUAUUUCCUGGAAAAAUAUAACAAUGUAAAAAUAUCUAUUCCUGUAACAACUCAACAGACAUGACUUUGCCAGAGCAGGACAAAUCCAAAUGCCCUUUGCCAAGAAAAUAUAUUCUUGUUUGACAAUCAGUAAAAAUAUUUGUACUCUGACAAUCGUGGGUCCAAAAGAAACCACUUCUACUGCCCCAGUCCUGAUCUCGAUCCUCAAUUUCAGAGGUUGACGUCCAAGGUUGUCAGAUAAGCAUACACCAAGCAUGUUUUUAAGAAUGUUGUAGUCGUUGUUAAAAGACAGGGUUUCCUUUUCUUUCACCAGCUGCUACAUAUUCUUAAAAUAUACAAAGACCUAUUCAGCACAAAAUACCAUUAAUAGAAAUGUUGAAAUGGAAAGGCCAAUCUCAGCAGCUGGUUUGCUUUGCUUUUGCUCAACACAUGCCGCCCUGAAUUUGAAAGAAAAACAAAACAACUAAAAACAUUCACCUCCCUGACAAAAAAAGACUUUCAUUCAAGAGACUACUUUGACUUUUGAUGUGUCAUUCACUACCUAGAAAUAAAGUUGGAAAGUGAUCAUUAUUCAUGGAGGUUAAUGCAGUGUACAGUACAUGUAUAUAUAUUUUUUAUCAGCAGAAAAAAAUGUAUACUUCACAAUGACUUUGUAUGUUUUCAAUGUGUUCAAGAUGCUUUUGCUCCCAUGAAGAUGAGGUAAGAGGACCAGUAGCACAUAGUUGAUGUUUGUCGUUGACUGCAGUUUGUUUUAAAUAUCAAUGGUUCUGUCAUGUGUUUGAGUUCUGACUGAAUUCAAUUGAAACGCUUCUCCUGCAUAAAUAAAUGAAAGCAUUGAAACAUUAGCUGACAUUUGGCAACAAUUGUUUUCCCUUAAAAAAAUUCAUUCUGGAGAGUAUUGACUGUCAGAUUUCUGCGGUUA